UUUAUCCCUAAACAACAUCUCAUUCUUUCCACCAGCGUAUGUCUCAACUCCUGUUCCAUAGCCUUUGAUCUCCAUUCUCAUGUCAUGGUUUCUAGUGAGAUGAACCCAAACCCCAAUUGGUCAUAAUCAUUGAUUCAAUUGAUUGACAUAAUCAAAUGCACCCCACAUUCUCUUUUUGAUUGAUUGCAUCAAAGUUGUAAACUUUUCCUCAAAUCUCAAAAUGGGUAUCAAGGGUUUCGUCGAAGGAGGCAUAGCAUCCAUGAUUGCAGGGUGUUCCACACACCCUCUUGAUCUCAUCAAGGUCCGAAUGCAGCUCCAAGGAGAGGCCCAAUCCCAAAACCUCCGACCCUCUCUCGCUUUCAACCCAACCUCUACCCACCCACCACCACCGGCGGCGGCCAGGCCGGGUCCCAUCGCCGUCGGCGUUAAGCUAGUCCAACAGGAAGGCUUCGCCGCACUAUUCUCCGGCGUCUCCGCCACCGUUCUCCGCCAGCUCCUGUACUCCAGCACUCGCAUGGGGCUCUACGACAUGAUGAAGAAGAAAUGGUCCAAUCCCAACGGCACCAUGCCACUCACGAACAAGAUCGCGGCGGGGCUGAUAGCUGGCGGAAUUGGCGCUGCCGUCGGGAACCCCGCCGACGUGGCAAUGGUCCGAAUGCAGGCCGACGGGAGGCUCCCACCGGCGCAGCGGCGGAACUACAAGUCCGUGGUCGACGCGAUCACGAGGAUGGUGAAGGACGAGGGCGUCACCAGCCUGUGGCGCGGCUCAUCGCUCACGGUGAACCGCGCCAUGCUGGUGACGGCGUCGCAGCUUGCUUCGUACGACCAGUUUAAAGAAAUGAUCUUGGAGAGGGGCUUGAUGGGUGACGGGCUCGGGACUCACGUGACCGCGAGCUUCUCAGCAGGUUUUGUGGCGGCAGUUGCGUCGAACCCCGUGGACGUGAUCAAGACGAGGGUGAUGAACAUGAAGGUGGAGCCAGGGGCGGCGCCACCGUACUCCGGUGCUAUUGAUUGCGCCUUGAAGACGGUGCGCGCGGAAGGUCCCAUGGCUCUUUACAAGGGUUUUAUUCCCACGAUCUCGAGGCAGGGACCCUUCACGGUUGUGCUUUUCGUGACGUUGGAACAGGUUCGUAAGUUGCUUAAGGAUUUCUAGAGUUUCUGAGGCGUAUGCAGGUUCAAAGUGCUGAUAUACUAAGGAGGCAAAGUUGUUUGUUUUUUAGGGCAUUCUUGGAAAUUAGAAUGACAAAUAGACUUGCAUAUUUUGAUUUUUCUAGUGGGUGCCAUGGUGGCAAUGUUUCAAAGGCUUCUUAGGAAAUGUUAUAUUUUUUUUCCUUCACUAAGUUUUUAUCUUAGGUUUUUCUGGUGAUUGAAUUGUUUCCUCUAUUUAAUGAAAGAAUUGUUCUCA
Molecule: messenger RNA, 1405 nt
Organism: Lotus japonicus
Lineage: Eukaryota; Viridiplantae; Streptophyta; Magnoliopsida; Fabales; Fabaceae
Product: mitochondrial uncoupling protein 5-like
Exons: 1
Coding region: 221-1153 (310 amino acids)
Biological process (GO): thiosulfate transport; succinate transmembrane transport; phosphate ion transmembrane transport
Molecular function (GO): sulfate transmembrane transporter activity; thiosulfate transmembrane transporter activity; malate transmembrane transporter activity
Source: RefSeq, a predicted model, not a curated record